Messenger RNA from Bombus terrestris (buff-tailed bumblebee), 930 nucleotides. RefSeq names its product odorant receptor 13a-like. The transcript is spliced from 4 exons. The coding region runs from base 1 to 930 and encodes 309 amino acids. Gene Ontology annotation, biological process: detection of chemical stimulus involved in sensory perception of smell; sensory perception of smell. The record is from RefSeq and is a predicted model, not a curated record. Gene Ontology annotation, cellular component: plasma membrane. NCBI's taxonomy places the organism in Eukaryota, Metazoa, Arthropoda, Insecta, Hymenoptera, Apidae. Gene Ontology annotation, molecular function: odorant binding; olfactory receptor activity.
AUGAGCUCGAAGGAAGUCAAAGAUCUGUCUAUCACCGUCACAAGUUUCUACAUGAAAUUCGUUGGUUUUUGGCUGACGAAUAAUUAUGCCGAUAAACGUUGGAGGAACAUCGCCAUGUCGAAUACAGUAUUUUUUAUCUUCGUUGCCAUCACGAUCGAGUUGAGGGAUUUGUACUUUACUUGGGGAAAUUUUGAGAUUUUUAGCGCGUGCCUAGUUGGUACAUGCUACCAUUGCUUCGACAAUCUUUUAUUCGUUAUAAAUCUGCACACUGCUAGUCAAUUUCGUAUUUUGCAAUAUAGAUUUUCAAAUAUGUGCAAUAUAAAUGACCGCGAACAUUAUACAACUUUGGAAUCGUACACUGUAGAUAAAUAUGCAACGUUUAAAACUUACGUCAAACAACAUCAAAUGCUCAUUGAAUAUUGUAAUAAACUCGAGAAUGUGUUCAGUGUAAUAGCACUCGUGCAGGUGACACUCUUCAGCUUAUUAAUUUGCCUCGAUGGAUAUUUGAUACUUAUGGUUAGUAGCAAUCGCGUUUCAUCGUCGUAUUUCAUUUACUUUUAUUACAUUUUUUAUAUUAAUUUUGUUCCUUCCACUGAAGAGAUUGCUCGAAUAAAACGUCUUACUUUCAUAUUUCAUGUAAUGGGUUGUAUGUGUCAACUAUUAAUGUUCACGUACAGUUGCAAUUGCUUGAUACAAGACAGCGAAUGUGUGAUGAACGCUACUUACAUGAGUUCAUGGUCGCCCCUGCCGAUGGACAAAUAUGGAAAAAUGUUACGCAAAGAUUUGAUGUUCGUCAUGAUGAGAUCUAGAGCACCCUGUUGCUUGACUGCUUGUGGAUUCUUCGCUGUGUCGCUGGAAACAUAUACAGGAAUUCUAAGUUCUGCGGUGUCAUACUUUACAUUAUUGAGAAAUCACGCGGGCGAUACAUAA